AUGACUCUCUCCACUUCUAUGGUUUCCCUUAAGGCGAUGUUUUGGACCAUUAAACAUGAGGGACAAGGCAUCUAUUUGGAGUUAGAGGCGCUAGACAUGGAAAGGGAACCAGACCAGCCACUUCCUGCCCAGAUCAGUGCACUAUUGCAGCUUCAUCCAAGGGUUUUGAAUAUGCCGGAUGGACUCCCACCUCAACGUAUGCAUGAUCACCGUAUUGUGCUUCAACCGGGCACUGCCCCUAUUAGUGUUAGACCCUACAAGUAUCCCCAUUUUCAGAAAAAUGAGAUUGAAAAGCUGAUUCAAGCUAUGUUGGAUUGGCCCACUCCCGGUUCUAUUAAGGAGUUGCGUGGAUUUUUGGGUUUGACCGGUUAUUACCGGCGUUUCGUGACAGGGUAUGGCCAUCUUUCCUGGCCAUUGACACAACAAUUGAAGGACAGUUUUAAUUGGUCGGAAGAGGCUGAGGCUGCUUUCCAAAGAUUGAAACAAGCCAUGACUACAGUUCCGAUUCUAGCAUUACCGGAUUUUUCACAACCAUUUGUGGUAGAAUCCGAUGCUUCGGGUUUUGGGAUUGGCGCGAUUUUAAUGCAACAGCAGCGGCCUAUAGCCUACUUUAGUCAGCUAUUAUCUCUUCAAGCUAGGGCUAAGUCCGUUUAUGAGCGCGAGUUAAUGGCUGUGGUGUUGGCAAUCCAGAAAUGGCGACAUUAUCUCCUUGGGCGGCAUUUCAUUGUCCGCACUGACCAGAGAAGUUUAAAAUUUUUGUUGGAGCAGCGAUUAGUUGGGGAAGAGCACCAGAAAUGGCUGUGCAAACUGUUGGGUUAUGAUUUUGAGAUCCAAUAUAAGCUAGGGUCCGAGAACCGCGUGGCUGAUGCUUUAUCCAGGCGGUCUUCGGGGUUGGAGUUGAUGCACCUUACCACUUCCGCGCUAUAUGAUGGAGCUGAAAUUCGGCAGCAACUUUUGGGUGAUCUGAAGUUGGCAGGAAUUCGGAAGGAGUUGCUGGGCAAUCCAUUGGGGGUGAAGGGGUUCUCUUUAUGUAAUGACAUGUUGCUUUGCAAGGGUCGGGUGGUCCUGACUCGACUAUCUCUUCUUUUAUCGGUCCUUUUGAAUGAAUUCCAUGGCAGUAAGGUUGGAGGACAUUCGGGAAUCCUAAAGACGUUCAAACGAUUGUCCUCCGAGUUCUUUUGGUAUGGCAUGAAAAAGGAUGUAGUCUCUUUUGUAGCAGCUUGUCAAGUGUGUCAACAAAACAAGGCGUCUACCUUGGCUCCUGAGGAGGCUAUUACAACCAUUGCCACUGCCGAACCAGGAAUGACUCCUUUCAGGGCAUUGUAUGGUCGUGACCCUCCUAAAUUGCUGCGUUUUGAGUUGGGUUCCACAGCUAACUCUUUGUUGGAGGAGCAAUUGCAAAUGAGGGAUGCUAUUUUAGAGGAGCUGCAAGGCCACUUGCUUCAGGCGUAA
This is a messenger RNA of Morus notabilis, 1452 nucleotides long. RefSeq lists its product as uncharacterized. The transcript has 3 exons. Lineage: Eukaryota; Viridiplantae; Streptophyta; Magnoliopsida; Rosales; Moraceae. The record is from RefSeq and is a predicted model, not a curated record. The coding region runs from base 1 to 1452 and encodes 483 amino acids.